Molecule: messenger RNA, 4131 nt
Organism: Vitrella brassicaformis
Lineage: Eukaryota; Vitrellaceae
Source: the annotation of a GenBank genome assembly
CGAGAGCCUUGUACUCGUUGUUCUGAUCGUUGCGAUGUCGGUCACAGAAGUGUUGUGCCGCUCGGCGGAAUUGGGUGACAGUCAACGGAUCACUGAGCUGCUGGAUGAUGAUGUCAACCCCAAUUUCUUUUCCUCUCGUCGGCUCAAUCGGGCGGCUCUGCACUUGGCAGCCGCCAACGGCCAUGCCGAUAUCGUCCUUAUGCUGCUCCAAGUAAGAGGGCCCGGCGACAUUUCAUGCACUUUGCAAUGGCUUCUCGCUCUGCCUGUCCGGCCCUCUUCAGGCUGGGGCGUCUGUGGAUGCGAUUGAUCGCUAUGGCUGUACGCCUCUCAUGGCCGCAGCGUAAAAUAACCUAUACGACUUUCUCGUGUGGGCCGAGCACUCCUUGCUGGGUCCCUGUUGUGUUCCCUGCAGCACGGGUUUCUGUCCGACUCGUUCGGUAUCAUGCCUUCGCGCAUUGCUUGAGCACGGGGCUGACGUCAGCGCCGUGGACUCCCACGGAAACACGGCCCUUCAUCUGGUGAGACAGCCCGAGACUCCUCCACAUACAUUUCUUUGAGCGUCUCACUCCUCUGUGUGACAUAUACAGGCGUGCGGCAACGGGUGCGUUUCAUCUGUCGAGAUACUGCUGGAAGAGGCCCAACCAGAGUGGCCGGGAUGGGUACGUCUGUGCAGCUGAAGCUUCUCGCCCUCCGUAAAUCAUUUGUGUCAUCUGUCCGCUGUUGACUGUGUGCAGGGUCUGUUGUCUCCGCUUCACUUUGCGGCGGACGCUGGCUGCGAUGCCAUUGUGGUGAUGUUGCUGGAGAGAGGGUGCGAUCCAAACAGUGUGGACGCGUGCGGUAUGCGGCCGCUGCACUGGGCGGCCCGUGGCGGCCAUGCUGGUACCUGCCUGACUCUCAUGCAGAAGGGCGCAGACCCCACCGCACAGGACUUCGUAAGCACGAGACAUGUGCUAUGUGCUCGCACACGGCGUUUCAGCAUUUGUUUGUGUUAUUGUGUCGGCCGCACUGCAGAGAUCCCUCACACCUGCCGAUUUGGCCCUCAUCUGCCGACACUUCUUUGUCGCAUCCAUCGUCGAAGGUGAGAGACACCGACGAAGCAGCUCACGAGAGCACAUUGAUCAGGUGGGCCUGUGUCUCCCCCCACUGACAGAUUUUGGCCGGCGCAAGAAGAAGGCGGCACUCACGCAGGCAGCCCCAGAGGCACCUGCAGCCCCUUCUCCUGCCGUCGCCUUGCCCCCUCCCCCCUGCACCAUGCCAGAGACACAAGCCCACCAGAACCGGCCGGCCUCAUUCACCGCUCGCACCGAGGACCGCCGAUCUAUGCCCACCUCUCAAUUGUCCACGAGGCCGCCAUUCGUGCCGCCUCUGGUCUUGCCCGUACGAGAAGGCGAUGUGCGCAUCGAUAUGAAGAAGGAGAGGAAGGAGAGGCCCCCUCCACUGGGAGGGUGGUCGUGUCUCUGCGGAGGAGUUCUGGGCUUGCUGGCUGUGGUGGCGCGUUUGGCGUUUCUCUGGGCGGAGAUCGGUGGCCGGAUCUCGUACGUGGGGAUGAAUCAGUGCUGGGUGGCGGGCCUUGCCAGGGUGGGAGUGACUGGGACUCUUGGCGUCCCUUUGCUCAUCUUCUUUGUCGCGUCUCUUUCGGCCUGGUGCAACCUUGGCGCGCGAGUCACCAGCUCACUCGUAAGUGGUACCUCGCUGCGACGAUCAAGUCGCUCACUCACUUUGCGUGUCUCUUCAGUGCUCCCUAUGCGGUCGCUGCGUGAAGCAAGACGCACCCCUGACAGAGAUUGUGGUCAUCUCACACGACACAGACCGAGAGGCCGAGGAUCCUCACCGCCUCCAGCAGUCGAGCACAUCCUGCAUCCUUCGGGUUCUCGCAUGCCCUCUGGUUGUCAUUGUGGUCCCCACCACUUAUCUGCUAAUGAUCCUCACGACCAUUUUCGGCGUAUUUGGGACGAAGCUGAAUGCUGUCAUCCCCUGCGCGGCGAACACAUACCUCCGUCUCCUCUUCGGCGCGGCAGGCGAUGAAAAGGCAGACAUUUCCGCUCGUCAAAACGACACAGAAGACCACCAGCAGAGCGUUGAUGUGGACGGAGCUCAUGUGUCUCUGAAGCUUCCGCCAUCCUUGCCCUCGGUGAACCGUCCCGCCGCCAUCGGUUGCGUCACUAUGUCCACGGCCGACUCCCUCAUCCUCCCCCCGGCCCCUCUGCAAGACAAGGAGGUGACCCCCAUCAAAGAGGAGGACGAUCUGAACAUCGAUUGCCCCGACAGCAGCCCCAUCUCGCGAAGGGUCUUCCCGACCAGCCCCCCUCGCCCCCCAAUGCUGAGCCCCACCCCACACGUCAAUGCAUACCCGCUCGGCAACGCCUCUCCUUCGUCGUGGGCAUCCUCACUCCGCACACGAUUCUCCUUUCUGCCUCCCGUCUCGCCCAGCAACCCACCGGCAGGACAGCCAGCGUCGCAGAGACUGCUCUCCCGCCUGAUGGCGCUUUGGGGCGGCAAUGGGCAGCAGAACGACAAGCGAGCCAAACACGGGGCAGACGGGAAUGGCCGCAAGCCGUGGCUCGUGUUCCGCUACGUCUUGUGGCAGCACCGGGGGUCGCAGCUGCAGUCACGUGAGAGGGAAAUGAGGAAGCGCACCGAGGAGUCAGACCUGGAUGAGGGCCCUGUUUUGCCAGUGGCGGCCAAGCGGCUGCCGAUGCUGCAGCGGCUGGACGACAAGAAGAAGAGGGAGGAGCGGAUUUUCGAAUGGUUUCUCUCGAGCCUCAAACACAAGCAGGCGGUGUACCGCGAAUCGCUCAAGGGAAAGAACAAAGGCGAACCGGACAGUGCGAGCGCCUUUCCCCUCUGCAGUGCGCUUGAGUGGAUGAUAGAACAGUCGGACGACCUGCGCGAGGUAACCAAGGAGAGACACACAUCUGUCAGCACAUCAGCAUAUCUUCUUGGCCACAUCAGGACGCCUUUGUCAUCUGGCGCCGGGAGUUCCACAAGAACUGUCAUUUCUUGGACUCAAACAUGGGCUCAGACUCGGCCUGGUGCCCCUUAGACAUCCAGCACGACACUCACUCGGUCAUCCCACCCUCGCUCUCACAGCUGCUCGACGGCGCCGUGGACACGUCUUCUCCCAGGUGCGCCAUGCCCGUGUCUCCCUCGUCUUUUGGCUGGUCGACCGACCGCUCCAAUGAGGACAUGAUCGUGCCGAUGGGAGCUGAGGACCUGCUGAGAGACGGAGGAGACGAGCCAAGGAAGGAGGAGAAGAAGGAACAGAGCAGCAGCAGCACGGCCCCCAAGUCGCCGCCUUUGCCGCCUUUGGUGUACUUGCUGCCUCCCCGCCAUCACCGCACGUCGAGCAGCAAGAGCGGUGCGCGGAGGACCAAGCGAGGCGUCAAGAUGGGGUUCUUCAAGCGUCUGCCGCCACCGCUCGGCCCAUCGCCGACUAAAGACAAGAAGCAGCAGAAAGACAAGCAGGACGCACCUGUGAUAGAAGAGGCCGCAGAGAGCCACCACCAGGGAGAAGAGGCAAAGACACAGGCAGAGGUCGAGCACAUUGGUGUGGAGCAGCAGUACGAAGGGCAGACAGCCUCUCGUGUGUCGUCCUCUGCCUCGAGCUCGCCCUUCGGUGUCUCUUUCGCCUUUGUGGUGUCUCUCCUGGAUGCACUCGGGGGCUCGCUCCCCUUCCUAGUCUUCGCCCUCGCCAACGAGGUGCUCAUUCACUUCCACCCCUCACACCCACUGCCCCACCCCUUCAACGCUGGCGCUCACAUGGAUGGCUGCCCGUCGCUCAUCGCCUCUCUGCUGCCCCUCUGGCAACACCCAAUCUCGAUAUUGUCACUUGCAGAGAAGGCGAUUCGUGGCUGGGUGCACGUGUUGAUGAGUGUCGGAGGGGGAGAGGGGGAGGGGGAGGGGUCGGUUGCCGACGGUCAUCGCGAGUGGGUGCUGGUGCCGCUGUGCUUGUCGGCUGUGCAUGGUGUUGUUGUGUUGGGGUGGUUGGCGGUGUGGAUGCUCAGAAGGUGGUGCGUGAAAGGGAAGAGGGGAACGCGGUGACGAAUGACAGGGGACAUAUAUGUAUGGCUUGACUAGAUUGUUGCGUGCGAUUGAAUUCAUCUUCCACAACUUGGUGCAUUCACACGUGUG